AUGUUUACGGGUAAAGGAAAAAAGGCAUUUAUUGAUCGCAAAAAUGCUGUAACAUUUCAUUUGGUACAUCGCAGUCAACAUGAUCCCCUGGUAACAGAUUCGGAGGCUCCACAGCGCGUCUUGCUUGAGGCUGCCGAUGUUGAAAAACGCCGCGAGGAACAAAAGAAAUAUGGCAUAGAUUUCGAUGAUGACUAUAAUUAUUUGCAGCAUUUGAAAAAACCCGAAAUGGACACCGUAUGGGAAUAUGUGGAGAAUCCAAAUCAAGUUAAGAAACGUUUAGAUGAAAAUCGUUUGACAACGGCGCCCAAACUGAAUUUACCCAGUUCGGUGUUUGCCACCGAAUUUGAAGAAGAUGAGGGUAUGUUGAAUAAAGCUGCACCACAACCAGGUCCACGCCCAGAUUGGGAUCCCGAUGUUGUUGCUGCCCUGGAUGAUGAUUUUAAUUUCGAGGAUGAAGAUAAUCAGUUGGAGGAUGAUUUUGUUUUAAAGGCCAUGGGUGGUGACGGUGAUGAUGAUGACGAAGAUGACUACGACGAUGAUGAUGAUUAUGAGGAUGACGAAAGUGGUGAAGAUUUUGAUUCUGAUGAUUUACACGACUCUGAAUUGGAUGAUGAAGAGUUAAUGGACCGUCUGGGUCCUCUGAUGAGACGUAAUCGCUUCGACAAAGAAGAAACCAAAUCCCAGUUUACAGAAUAUUCCAUGUCUUCGAGUGUUAUAAGACGUAAUGAACAAUUGACUUUGCUUGAUGAUCGUUUCGAACGUUUCUAUGCCACCUACGAUGACCCCGAACUUGGUGAUCUGGCCACAGAGGAAAUCGAGGGUAGCUGGGGCCAAAAACAUCCCUACGUUUUGGGUUGUUAUAAACUCUUCAAAAAAUCCAAUGAAAUUAUGGAAUACAACAAAGAGUGGGACAAAAAACGCAUAGAAAAAUAUGCCAAUGUGGUAGAGGGUGAUCACGAUCCAGAAGAAGAAUUGGAAGAGGUUGAGGUGGAAGAUCCCAAAGAAAAGAAAUGGGAUUGUGAAUCGAUUUUGUCUACCUACUCGAAUAUUUAUAAUCACCCCAAAUUGAUUGAUGAGCCAAAGAGCAGAAGAAGUCGCCAGAAUUCCACCAACUCGUCGACAAUCAAUAAAAUUGAAAUUGAUCCCAAAACAGGAAUGCCAAUGCAUGUUCUGCACGGCGAUGGUAAUCAAUUGACAGCCAAGGCCUUGGCCAAGCUAGAUAAUGAGGCAGAUGGUAAGGUGACCGGUCCCAAGUCUUUGUGUGCCAAAUCAGUUUUAUCCACCCUUUCGGUGUUGUCCAUACGUCCCAAAGAUGAGACACCCGAAGAGAAAAAGGAACGCAAACGUCUGCUCAAAGAAUAUCGCCAGGAGAGACGCAUUGAGAAGAAGGCAAAUGCCGAGGCUUUCAAGGAGGAAAAGAAACGCCAGAUCCACGUUAAGCAAAAUCAACGCCUCAAUCAACAGGGCAGCAAAAUUUUAUAGA
Molecule: messenger RNA, 1483 nt
Organism: Musca vetustissima
Lineage: Eukaryota; Metazoa; Arthropoda; Insecta; Diptera; Muscidae
Gene: LTV1
Product: protein LTV1 homolog
Exons: 3
Coding region: 1-1482 (493 amino acids)
Biological process (GO): ribosomal small subunit export from nucleus; ribosomal small subunit biogenesis
Cellular component (GO): preribosome, small subunit precursor; cytosol; nucleus
Source: RefSeq, a predicted model, not a curated record